Messenger RNA from Caenorhabditis briggsae, 3309 nucleotides. It is a transcript of the gene Cbr-scp-1, whose product is annotated as Protein CBR-SCP-1. The record is from RefSeq and is a predicted model, not a curated record. Gene Ontology annotation, biological process: SREBP signaling pathway. Lineage: Eukaryota; Metazoa; Nematoda; Chromadorea; Rhabditida; Rhabditidae. The transcript has 16 exons. Gene Ontology annotation, molecular function: protein binding; sterol binding. Bases 1 to 3309 code for a protein of 1102 amino acids. Gene Ontology annotation, cellular component: endoplasmic reticulum membrane; Golgi membrane.
AUGAACGAUCAAAUGAAGCAGAGGUGGAAAGAGGCAAAGGAGCGAAUCGGCAAUGCGUAUCAUGACUAUGGGCGACUGUGCGCCGCGCAUCCGAAGACAUGUCUAACGAUGUCACUUCUCACAAUGAUCGUCCUCUCGUAUCCAACAAUCACACGACUGCGAUUACCAGUUAGCACGCCAAUCGACAUCUUUUGGAGUGAACAUCUUCAUGUCAAUGAAAAAAUCGCUCCAUUCUGGAUCAACGAGAAUCCGGCGUCCUAUAUUCAACAAUUCAUCGUUUCAACUACAGUAUCCCCAUGGAACGCUACUGAAAUGUCGCCGGAGCUGGCGGUCCGUGCCGCAGUUGCCACGUCAUUUCGCAUUAGAGCGCUUUUACUCGCCGAGCCGUCUGUCGAGGAGUUGUGUCUACGGUUGGCCGGUCAGAGACAAGACUCCACGUGGCCAUUUAGAUCCAAAUCGCUUUGCGUCGUACUGUCGCCUGCCACCAUAUGGUACAACAAUGCGCAGAAGUUCCAGGAGGAUGAUAACGUCAUCGAGACAGUAUUCAAUGAGCAAUGCAAGACGACGUUCUGUAUGAGGGAUUUGUUGCUGGGGGCACCGGUGGCAGCCACAGGAAUCAAGCAAAAGUAUCAGACGAAUCGGAAGAGAAAAAUCGAAUUCGCAGUGACCGUAUUCUUCUCGAGAUACAGCAAACGCGUCAUUCAGACGCUUCGCGACAAGUUGGGCAAGGAAUUUAAACUUGUUCAAACGCCAAGCAACGAUGAGCACACGUUCGUCCAAGUCUACUUUCAUCCCCUGAAGACCUUCUCCUCCUAUCUGCCACUGAUUUCGACGUAUUUUGUUUGCAUGCUCUACGUCUACUACUCCUCGCGUAAAAUCCAAAUGGUAGCUUCCCGUUGGGGCCUGGCGUUCGCCUCGUGCUUCACCGUCGCCUCGACAUUGCUCAUGACAACUGGAAUAUGUGCUCAUUUGGAUUUGUCCACAACGACAUGGGGAUCAGAAAUCUAUCCAUAUAUUGCACUGAUCAUGGGUCUGGAGAAUACCCUGUGUAUCACACGGAGCGUCGUUUACACGUCACCGUCGCUAGAUGUAUCCUCUCGAAUUGCUCAUGGACUGUCCCAGGAGGGAUAUAAGCUAACCAAAUACUAUAUUCUAGAAUUGCUAUUUUUAUUGAUUGGAUUCUUGACAAGAGUCCCCGAUAUCCAAGAAUUCUGUCAGUUUAGUGUCAUUUGUGUUACGGUAGAUUUUUAUAUGCAGCUCUUCUUCUACGCCCCGUGCCUAACCUUCGAUCUUCAACGCCUGGGUCUCGAAGAGAAGCGAAAAUUUGCCGAAAUCCUACUGUACGAAGAGAUUCCCCGCUUGAAAAAUUACGCGCCGAUCAGUUGCCCGAUGCGAAAAAUCUGGCCGAAACUGUUCGUGAUGAAGAAGAUGCAAAAACGGCGAUUUUCGGAUUCCGAACUAUUUCAAGACGAUGAUGCGCCAAUAGGCUCCGCCCACUUUUCCGCUUCAAAAGACGACGGAGACGUGCCGAUACCGCGUCCCGAGGAUUCGCUUCGAAUGAAAAUUAUGUACUUUAUCACACGCACCCGAAUUGUGCAGAGGACCAUUUUGGUGGUAUUCGCCACGUGGACACUGAUUCUGGUCUUUUUUGUCGGCUCCCGACAGCUCGGAAUCGAUAAUCGAUUGACUAACCAAUCCAUUGAGAGCAUCUCUCAAUCACAUCGAAUCCUGUCGACGGCCAAUUUACAGUAUGGAAAUUGGCAAAGGAGGACUUACAAGUGGUGGCCAGCUGUCGCACACGAAUACAACAUCUCGCUGAAUUCGCGAUACGUCACCUUCCUCCCACCGAUCGUUCUCCAGUCGAUAAUCGAUCCCACCGAUCGAUUCCUCCAAAAAAUCGAUAAAUCGAUAUCGAACCACUCUGAGAAUUCCGAAGAGGACGCGCCGAUCCUUCGAUCGCGUAUCGAUUGGCUCGAAAUGCAGCUGAAAGUGUAUUUGGCGGCGUUUUGGCUAUUGCUCAUCACUACAGUAAUCGCAUUCUUCGCCUACGUGUUUUUAAGCGAUCGCUGGAAAAUAGGCGGAGCGAAACAAGUUCAAAUUCAACAGGAGAGCCAGAAAAUUGGGGCGGACGUGGUGAUGGAAGAGGAAAUGGGAGGAGGCGGACGGAGGGAUAAGAAUUUCGUGGAAACGCUGCCCAUCGCCUUCCAAGGCCAUCGAUUCCCCAUCGAAUCGGUGGCAAUCGAUGAAUCGAACCCAUCGCGAUUCGUCUCAUCCUGUCAAGAGGGAAUCGUGAAUUUGUGGAAUUCACAAACGGGACAACGCAUUCUGAGAAUCAAUCGGCUGAGAGCUCUACCGGAGAAGGGAAAAGACAUCCCGCAAGCGCCGAAAGUUUGGGCAUUGGCGAAACGCAACGACACCGUAAUCCUUGGCUGUUGUGAUGGCUCGAUCGAAAUCGCGAGUGUUUCCCGAAACAAACUGAUCGGACUCUACACAAAAUCGAUAAUCGGUGUGUCUCAUGUCGUUUGUAGGGAUGAUGACGUGGCAAUUGUUCGUCUGGAUGGAAGUAUCGAUUUUCUGACAGUAGACUAUGAGAAAACAGAUGAUGGAAAAAUCCGUGUCCGCCAAAUCGACCAUCUCAAAUCGGUGCGAGCCCACCAGAAACCCAUUUCUCGAGUCGCCACGUGGAAUUCCAGUCAACUCAUCACCUCGUCGUUCGAUCGAUCGAUAAAAAUGUGGAAUUGGUCGAAGAAGGGGGAAGACAUUGAGAUGAGCAAUGUUUUCUUGGCUCACAACGCCCCUGUGGUCAGUUUGGUGAUUGGCGAGCGAUCGAUAAUCGAUAAUCAAUCGAUUAUGUACUCGUCGUGUGAAGAAGGCGUAAUCUGUUGGUGGAACCUCACAACCGGGGAAUUGAUUCGAACUCUGGACAACAACACGACUUGGGCAUUCCAACUCGCCACGUCAUCUGAAUUCCUGCUCGGAUUCUAUGGAUCGUCGCAGUUGUUCAUGUGGAAUGUCGAGAAUGGACAGCUGGCGUGUCGGGUGACCGACGCGCUUGGUGAUGGAACGAGCGAGGACACUCUCUACACUGUGGGAAGCAGCGGUGUCGUCUCGUUCGACGAUCAAAUAGCCGCCACGGCUUCAUCGGAUUCCGUCACUUUUUGGGAUCUCAAGCAUCGAGCGAUUAUUGGAAAGGCAAAACUCAACGGAAAAAUCAGCUCGAUGCGCAAAUUGACGGCGCAAAGUGUGCUUUGUGGUGUGGACAACUCAAUGUACGCGGUUACAGUACCCCUGGUUCGAUUCAAAAGUUGA